Lethenteron reissneri (Far Eastern brook lamprey) is the source of this 5536-nucleotide messenger RNA. It is a transcript of the gene HHEX, whose product is annotated as hematopoietically expressed homeobox. Gene Ontology annotation, biological process: regulation of transcription by RNA polymerase II; cell differentiation. The record is from RefSeq and is a predicted model, not a curated record. NCBI's taxonomy places the organism in Eukaryota, Metazoa, Chordata, Hyperoartia, Petromyzontiformes, Petromyzontidae. Gene Ontology annotation, molecular function: RNA polymerase II cis-regulatory region sequence-specific DNA binding; DNA-binding transcription factor activity, RNA polymerase II-specific.
AGCCAAUAGAAGAAGGGGCGAGGGAGCAACUCUGCUGGUUGUUGGCUUUCUUUGCGAGGACGGAAGGAAACGAGCGCUUUCAACUCCGCCUCUGAGCGGCUGCGCGCGCGCGCGCUACAGAAGCAGCGCACCGCGACUUGCGUGGUGCCCCGCGCGCUCACAACAACCGCUGGCGCGGCACGGCUCCUCGCUCGCUCGCUCGCUCGCCCGACGACAACAACAACAACAACACAGCCAACGGGGUGACGAGCUGGAGGAGGAGGCGGUGGUGGUGGUGAGUGUCAGAGCCAAGUGAGGUGAGGCGAGGAAGGAGAGUGAGGGGGGGACGGGGAAGGAUUUGACCCUCCGCCGGCUCCCAUCCCGUCACCACCCGGGGCAUCGUUCGCCCAUCGCCAGUCGGGACGACUCCCCCCCCCCCACACACCCCCUCCCCGGGGUUGAGCACGGCCAUGCAGUUCCCGCACGCGUCGCCUCCUCCCGCGCCGCUCCGCGUGCCGCUGUACGCGCCGACCCCGGUGCAGGUGGCCCACCCGACACCCUUCUUCAUCGAGGACAUCCUGAGACGCGACGGCGUGGGCUGCGCCAGCGGCGCCGACGAGCGCGCCAGGAGGCGUCCUUCCCAGCCGCCUCUGCCGCCGCUCCAGAGCUCGCCACCGGGGGCCCCUCCGGCCGCGGCCGCCACCCUGCACCCGUCUCCCAACUCGUCCUUCACGUCCGUGACGCCCGGCUACAGGAGCGCGCCCGUGACCUACGGCGAGAUGACCGCCGUGUCGGGCCACCACGCGCACGCGGCCGCUGCCGCUGCUGCAGCCGCUGUGGCCGCCGGGUACCCCUCGCACGGGCAGCCGCUCGCCUACGCGGCCACCCUGGGCUUCCCGGGACACCUGUACCCCUACCCGCGCACGGCGCUCGAGUUCGGGCAUCCUUUGCUGGGUCGGCACGACCACCUCGGCAAACCGCUGCUGUGGGCUCCCUUCCUGCCGCGGCCCGCACACAAGCGCAAGGGCGGCCAGGUGCGCUUCAGCAGCGAGCAGACCGUGGAGCUGGAGCGCAAGUUCGAGCGGCAGAAGUACCUCUCCCCCGGCGAACGCAAGGGCCUGGCCAAGCUGCUGCAGCUCAGCGAGCGACAGGUGAAGACCUGGUUUCAAAACAGGAGGGCGAAGUGGCGGCGACUCAAGCAGGAACUUCCGUCAGACGGCAAAGUGGAGUCUGGAGAAUCCGGAGCCAGAGCCGAUCCCUGCGGGCCCCCCUCGGACUGCAGUCGCUCCGACAGCCCCCCCACCGUCUCCUCUGACGAUAGCGACGAAGAUGUGGACGUGGAUGAACCCAACUAAGGAGUGCCUCUACUCACCGCCCUUCCCAUCACACCCCCCUCCACAACCAAAUUGUAAUUUGGCUCCCACCACCAUCACCACCACCAGCAACCACCCUGCACCCCUGAGCUAAACCAUGGACUCACGUCGGAAGGUAUAAUUCAUGGUAUUGUAUUGUUGGAGCCACUGUGUUGUACCACUGGCCCGGCAGCGUACCAAUGACGGCAUCUCGUGCACAUACGAAACCUCGUACGUUUACUGGAACGAAGAGGUACAACCAAGAGGUGACACGCAGCACGUGCUGGGAAUUUCUAGGAACACGUCAAUUGGAAAGUGGCAGAAACAAAUAUUGUGCAGAGCUACGGAGAUCGGGGCUUCUCAAGACUCGACUCCUCACGACCCAAAUGCCCACGCCUCAUUAUUGCUGAACAUCAACGCCAUGUGAGGUAUAAAUAACAACAAACUCAACUCGUUCGUCAAUAACUCCGUGGUCUAACAAGGAAGCGUGUAUAAUGGGUGACGUUUCGGGCAAUGGCCCUUCUUCAUGUGCUAUACAUAUAUAUUUCCUUUUAAGGCCACGCUGGCAUGGACAAAUGUGUUGAGUUUUAUUUGUAUUAUUAUUUGCGCUUGUGCACCACUGCCGACGCAGUAUCCGCCGUGUACAGCAAAUAGUUAUUUUUUUAAUAACGAUUGAGCAUUAUUGAGUAUGCGCGAUGUUUGCUGCUGUAACUCACCUAACGUGCUCGUGGGAGAGUCCCUGCGCGUGUAAAGUGCGGACAGUGUUAAAGGAACCUCUCCUUUUUGCUUUUGUGCCUGCAUCUCUUUCGCACAAAGUCGUCGGGUGGAGAGGAUGAACCCGGUUCGAUUGUUGGCAAUCACGUGUUGCUCCUCUCGAGCGCUUUUGUCGUGCUGUUUCAUUCAAUAUUCCAUAGCAUUAAGCACCAACUUUAUAUGUACGGAGUUGAUUUAAUUGUUGUUUAUUAUUAUAAUUAUUAUUAUUUGUCGUUGGCCUGUACAUUGCGUUGUACAUUUACACGGUCGAUGCACGCAGCAUUUUCGUCUCGUCUCACACAUUCUGAUCACUUUCAGGUUCCGCCGAGUGUCGAGCAUUGCCCAUUCAAGCCUUUUACAUUCAAUGUACAAUGUGCAGCCCUUUCGUUAAUCCACUGCUAGAUGAGAGCCUCUGUGGGCCCUGAGGGCUGUUGACCCACAUAUGGGCCUCCCUGAGGUCAACUCGGCCUUAGACGAGUACCGUGUGUAAACUCGUGCGGUGUGUAAACAUGAGCACUGGGGAGACAAAGGCGGAAGAGCAUGGUGUAGGCGACCAGCCCAUUCGUGCUGCGUGCCAGCACUUGCCCCAACAGUCCGUCCAGGCUGUACAGGGGAUCAUUAUCCGUGACAACCUAUCACCACGUUUGUACGUGCAGGUUGGAGAAGGUGGGUGGGCAUAGACACAGGAUAUAGUGCAGUACAACAAUGUGCCGCUCCACAAUGUCGCGUCGCCUAUAGCACCUGCUUGUGCAUAUGCGGUCACCCAUCAAAGCAAUAUUCAGGCUUAAACCCUGCUUAGCUUCCGAGAUCAGGUACAUUCCGUGUGACUUGUUCCAAAACUUCUCUACUAUUUCACAUAGAGGGUAGGCCAAUGGUCAGGACACAUAGGGAGGUUUAAUUUAUUUCAACACAGGCAUCCAAACAUUUUACUUGCGUAUUAUUUAAGUUAAUAUUUAAUCGUUUAACAUUAUUCAUAUCGAUUUUUCUUCUCCGUACUGUUGGGUCAACUGAAAUUCGUUGUUUACAAAAACUCGACCAAGAACCCGGAGUGAAUUGAGACAAAACAUAAUUGAUGAAUGUUGAAAGAUUACACGCCUGUCAUCUUUAGGGCGGGGGGGGAAGACCUACGUUCACUUCAAACGAGAAUUGUAUUCAUCGUGCAUUAAUGUUAAUGGAAUUCUUUAGAACCCCGUGUAAUUUGUUGAAAUAAUUAUAAUAACAACCCUACACGUGUCCUGACUUUUGGACCACCCUGGAGAACACUUCACAGAGACAAAUAAAAACGUGUACAGGGACUCCUCUACUUAUGAACGAGUUAGGUUCCAGAGGUCUGUUCGAAAAUCGAAUUGUUCGUUAGUCCAAUUUUACCCCUGUCGAUUCCAAACAUGUUGUACGCCAUGUACACUCAACACGGGGAAUGGCUUUUCGUUGUAUAAUCUCCUGUAGAUGUAGAUGCCCCUGGCUCUUCACGUUCUGCAGAUGUAGAUGCCACCACCGCCAUCUAUUGCGUGGUGGUUGAACUUACGACUCUCGGACCGAACAGGCAACUGGACAUACGGACAGAUUUGUUCGUAUCUCUGAAAGUUCGUAAGUCGAAUGUUUGUAAGUAGAAGAGUCCCUGUAAUGUCUAGGCGACUGUGGGAUGUCUCCAACGUUUUGACACAAUUCUCGAAUGUUCAGGCGAUGUGUAAUUUUCAGGUAGUGUUGAUGGAUGUUCAGGUAGCCUGUAUGGGCUGUUAUUGAACAGCUUGAAUGUUUAUGGGUUUUUGUGUAUGAACUGUGUGAUAAAUUGACCAGACGGAGAAUUGUCGUGCAACAUUUUCUCCAAUCGAAGACACCGGUGGUAUAAAACUAUGAGCUAUGAAUGGGUUUCCGUUUUGUCAUAAAAUCAGUUUUUUUGGUUUUAAAUGUGUACAGUUGAUGUGUUGUGUAUAUGUACAUUCGUAAUUAAACUAACACAGUACAGUACGAUGUUUUUGUACUGUAAAGAUGAUGAGAUAUAAUUCACCCUAUGGUGCGGAAUCAUCUGGUUUGGGGCGUGGGUAUAGCAAAUGGCUGUGAGUUUCAACGCGUGACGAAUAUGAGCCGACACUGAAGACCUUUGAGGUUUUAUUUCCAAACAAACGUGGAUAUUUUAGGACAGUUAAAACCACGUGCGUUAUUGACAUCAUCGAGCACUCUACACGCACCCGUCCGCUAUCACCGCAACUCCAAAACGUGUAGAUGUUCUGACCUUUGUUCACGCGUGCAAGCUACGUAGGUAUACUUGGCAGAUGUGUAGUGCCCGUUUGCAGGCCAGGUGCUGGCUGAGUUAAGCCUUUGUGUCGUACAGGGACAGCUGCUGCUGCUGCUGGAGGUGCCCCUUUCAAAUGUGUCGAGAUGUGAGAUGUCAAGCGCUCCUGAUGCACUGCGACGUGUCGGAGGAUGGCUAUAUCAAAACCAAAUCAGUAUCAUUUUACAUAUAUUUACAUACACACAUGCACACGUGUAAGCAUUUACACAUAAUUUAUAUGAGAGAUACCCCAAAACUAAUACCUCUUAUUUGUUAUAUAAUUUUUUAUUGAAUUUAUCCCAAGUUGUAUAUAAUGAUUCAUGGAAUUGUCAAGCAUUUGUCAGAUGGCGUGAGGCCUCCUGCAAUUCGACAAUAGGUUUGAGGACACCGUGCGCUUAAUAUAUUUUUUUCCGGAACUUUAGUACCAGUGAGCCUGAACACACGAGGGACAACUAGCACGGAUUGGAUCGACUGCUUAUAUGCCCCAUCGACCGUGAACAGCCCAGAUGUGGCACCCACACUUUGUCACAAUCCCCGUGUUCCUUGAAAGACUAAAGAUGAAUUGGGACAGUUUUUUUUGUGAUGACGCUGCUGUAUCUACAGGACGCUGUUCACAAAUGGCUACACGGUGCUGAUGAUCUGGUAUCAAUUCCACGUACGAAUUAAGGGCUUGUGACGAGGAUAGAUGAUUUGGCGAUGCUGAGUUGGCAGCUGCACCAAUUAAGACACAAAUGCAACACACUGUGUUAUUGCGUAAUGUGUUGAGUUUUAUUUCCAGAUAAGGAAUAGAUAGAUGAGAGUGUUUGGCCAAAUAUUCAUGACAUUCUCGCGAACGAAAAUGGAAAACUUUGUAUCAUGCAUGAUGUUGAACUUCUUUCGCGCCGUACGUAGCCAACCGUACUAAUCAGAGAGCGUAAUACAUGGGGAUGGGUCAAGUGAAUAGCAGGUAUUCAUUUUCAGGACAUCUGUUGUGUACGCUCACACACAGAUAGAUAUGCACCCAGUGUUAGAUCCAUAAUGUGUGCCUUAUCAUCUGGCAGCCACCAGUAUAAUUCGUAAUUACACAAGAUUGUGUCGUCAUGUACUGUACAUACGUAGUGGUUAAAUUAAAUGCUGUGAUGAAUGUAUGGUGGUGUACAAAACGUGCUUUUUUAUUAUUUACGAAAUAAACUUGUUUUUU